Molecule: messenger RNA, 708 nt
Organism: Alternaria rosae
Lineage: Eukaryota; Fungi; Ascomycota; Dothideomycetes; Pleosporales; Pleosporaceae
Product: SWIB/MDM2 domain-containing protein
Exons: 2
Coding region: 1-708 (235 amino acids)
Biological process (GO): transcription initiation at RNA polymerase I promoter; nucleolar large rRNA transcription by RNA polymerase I
Cellular component (GO): RNA polymerase I upstream activating factor complex; nucleus
Molecular function (GO): RNA polymerase I cis-regulatory region sequence-specific DNA binding
Source: RefSeq, a predicted model, not a curated record
AUGCAGCGGUUCGACAAGUUCAACAACGAGCAGAAUGGCGGCUCCGAGGUUUCUGAACCUAUACCCACAGUCGAGAACGGCGCAAAGGCCUCGAAUGACGAUACCUCCGACGUCUCUCACAACAAGCGAUCGCCGCCCGAUGACGAGUCAGUGUUGUCUGAGGUGGAAGAUGUUGCGCCUCCUAAGAAGAAGGUCAAGAAGACCAAGGUCAAGGACGAGGACGACGAUGCUGCAUUCGCGGCGAGGUUACAGGCUGAGGAGAAUGCGCGCAUAGGUAGGGCGACACGCGGCGGGAACACAAAGCGGAAAGCAGCUGCGCCCAAGAAGACCAAGACAAAGAAGAAGAGCUCAACCCGGAUCAAGGAUGAAGAUGACAGCGACAUCGCAUCAGGUAGCGGAGGCGAAAAGAAGAGCCCGAGCCGGAAAGGAGGUUUCCAUGUUAGUUUACCUCCUCCAGUCUAUAAACCCAUGGCUCUCUCCCCAGCCCUCUCCGAACUCCUCGGCGAAACCCAGCUCUCACGCCCCCAGACCGUUAAGAAGAUAUGGGAGUACGUCAAAGAGCGCGAGUUACAAGACCCGGACGACAGGCGCCAAAUCCGCUGUGACGAUGCCAUGCGCGCCGUCUUCAAACAGGACCGCGUCCACAUGUUCACCAUGAAUAAGAUUCUCAACCAGAAUCUCUAUGCCGUCGACGAGGUUGUCAACUGA